Molecule: messenger RNA, 1637 nt
Organism: Boeremia exigua
Lineage: Eukaryota; Fungi; Ascomycota; Dothideomycetes; Pleosporales; Didymellaceae
Exons: 2
Coding region: 131-1624 (497 amino acids)
Source: RefSeq, a predicted model, not a curated record
AGAAGCAGCAACCUUCCCAGAGCGUACAUAUGAGCACUGACGCAGAGCUAGUAUACGUGCCUGACUAGAUACUACAUAACGUGGAAAGCUACUGGUGUUUCUGAACGACACAGACCAAGUUUUCGUUAACAUGGCUCUCUUCAAAGGAUGCGUUCCGCGAAAGUCACGAUCCCGUGGACUUGCCUCGUACAACGAUGAUGUAAUCUACCCGUUGUAUAAACUGGAUGAUACCAACACCCUGCGGAGUUUGCUGCUCGCAUGGACUCUUAGCUUUAACGACGUGUUGGACGCAGAAAAGCUGCGCUCUUCAUUGGCCAGGCUGCUAGAGAUUGGGGAUUGGAGGAAGAUCGGGGGUCGGUUGAGGCUCAAGAAUGGGACAUUGGAAAUCCACGCGCCACAGAAAUUUACCCCAGACCGGCCGGCGUUUUCAUACAGUCAUGAGCAUGUCGAUAUGGCUAUGGAAGACUACGAGAGAACGAAGAACUUCCCCAGAUCUAACGGCGGUGUGUCGAUUUGGCCAAGCCCUUAUACUUUUAUUGAUCUUGCGGCUCGAGAUGGUUCGCCCAAAACGCCGAUGGACCUUCUGGCUGGAGACACUCCACAAGUAUCGCUUCACGUCAUAUCAUUCACCAAUGCGACAAUUGUCUCAAUUCUAUGGCCCCAUACCCUGAUGGAUAUCAUGGGACAGAAAGCGUUCCUUGAUGCUUGGUCAAUGGUUCUGGAGGGUAGAGAGUCGGAGGUACCACUUGUACUAGGUGUCCAAAAGGAUGUGCUGCAGGUGGCCUUGGAUGCCCCAGUGGGGGGGCCCGACAACUACGCUCUGAAAUCUAAGCAAAUUAAAGGAUCGUCGUUGAUCAGGUUUAUCACAAGGUUUGCUUGGGAUAUGCUACGCGGCCCAACACCAGAAACGCAAACCAUAUGCCUGCCGGAGAAGACAAUUGCCACCAUGCGGCUGCAAGCAAAGAUGGACAUCACCACAUCUACCAGCGGAGAAAAACCACCGUUCAUGAGCGAUGGUGACAUACUCACAGCAUGGGCAAUGCGGGCGGUAAGCGACUCAAUGCCUCGGCCCCGGCCGAUGACCGCACUACACGCAAUGAAUGCGCGAUUCCGCCUCCCGUCGCUCAAAAACGCUUCCGGAGUAUACAUUCAAAACAUGAUUCUUCCCGCCUACACAUAUCUAUCUGUAGAAGACACAUCUCGGCCGCUAGGCGCCAUCGCGUCAAGCAACCGGCAACAACUUGCCUUCCAGGCGACCGAAACGCAAGUACUAGCCAGCAUGCACGAGCAAUUCCAGUCCAAGGACCCCUCAAAGCUCCUUUUUUGCGACGACGAUGCGCUCUUGAUGCCUUUCACGGAUUGGUCCAAGGCCAACCUGCUCCGCACCAUCAACUUCCGGGCUGCAGUCAUCCGGGCCGGUGAUAAGAGACAGACCAGACGUAAUCCUCCAGGCACACCGACAUUUCACCAUGUAGCAACCAUGAAACAAAUUCGGACCACGAGACUGAUGGUUGUGAUAAUGGGCAAGGAUCACGAGGGCAGUUACUGGCUUACGAUGACCUUGCCACCUGCGGCGUGGAAGAAAGUCAGGGAGUCUGUAGUGGAUCUGGGUGCUCGGGAUUAAUUUAUAUGCUAGC